This is a messenger RNA of Musca domestica (house fly), 1987 nucleotides long. RefSeq names its product phosphatidylserine lipase ABHD16A. Gene Ontology annotation, cellular component: endomembrane system. The record is from RefSeq and is a predicted model, not a curated record. Gene Ontology annotation, molecular function: glycerophospholipase activity; monoacylglycerol lipase activity. Bases 175 to 1740 code for a protein of 521 amino acids. NCBI's taxonomy places the organism in Eukaryota, Metazoa, Arthropoda, Insecta, Diptera, Muscidae. The transcript has 10 exons. Gene Ontology annotation, biological process: phosphatidylserine catabolic process; monoacylglycerol catabolic process.
ACAAGGCAUCAUUUCGGUGUGGAUUGUAGCCGAAAAAAGAAGAGGAUAAUUUUUCGAUGUCAUUUUAAUUUUGUAAUUUUAUUUUGCAUUUUGAAAGAGGCUUUUGCAACAUUUCGGGGGCCUUUAUGCAAUUUCAACGAAGACUCAAAAACAUCGAUUUAUAAUUUCGAGAAAAUGGGGUUUUUGCGAUACAUACUGGGGCCCAAACUAUAUAUGGAAUAUGGUAUGGGCAUGAAAAUGUAUGAGCCAAAUGGCUUGGAGAAAUUUGGCGAUCAGAUUUUGUCCACGCUUAAUUUGGUGUGGAAUAUUGGAUUCUAUAGCUCCCCAAUAAUAGCCACAUUGCUAUAUCGUCGUGGCUAUUUUGUUAUGGAUUCCAUAGCCACACUGGCAAAAAUAAGCACUAGCGUUGGUCUUAUCGUUGUCAUAUCUAUGAUAAUGAGGGGCUUAGGGCGAUCACAAUCAGCCUCAUACACGAAAAUGAUUAAAGCCAUGGAAAUGUUGAAAUCACCCAAAACUGAGGAAGAAGGAAAAAGGGCUCUUAGGUUGUUUGAUUUCGAAUUUAAAAGUUGGACUGUUGACUUUGAUAUAAAAAACUUGCAAAGUGAUGACAAGAAGAAAUGUCAAACAAUGGCAAAAAACUCCACACGGUCAUUUAGAUUUGCAACAUUGCCCUGUGAAAUAGCAGCAUAUCUUGCUAUACAAACAUUCGGUAUAAGAAUGAUAUUUCCUGGAUCUGUUAAACUUUUGCAAAGCUAUAUGAGACCAAUGUUAAUAUCCGGUCGUGCCAAAUUAAUCGAAGAAGAAAAUGGGAAGCGCCAUAAAAUUCGAACAAUAGAUUCCAAUGACAUCGAUACAAUAUUUGUGGACAAUCGUGAAAAGAGUCCAAAUGGAAAAACUUUAGUCAUAUGUUCAGAAGGCAAUGCUGGGUUUUACGAGAUUGGCAUAGUUGGUACACCACUGGCAUUAAAUUACUCAAUAUUGGGGUGGAACCAUCCCGGAUUUGAAGGCAGUACUGGUACACCAUUUCCGGACCAAGAUAAAAAUGCAAUCGAAGCAGUUGUACAAUUUGCAAUAUAUGAGUUGGGUUUCUCGGUCGAGGAUAUUAUAUUGUAUGGUUGGAGUAUCGGAGGAUACGCAUCCUUGUGGGCGGCAUCAUGUUUUCCAGAUGUUAAGGGUGUUAUAUUAGACGCCACUUUCGAUGACAUUUUGUAUUUGGCACAACCCAGAAUGCCUGAAAGUUUAGGUGGUGUUGUGCGUAUUGCAAUACGUGAUUAUUGUAACCUGAAUAAUGCUGAGCUGGCUCAGAACUAUCAUGGACCAAUAAGUUUGAUUAGACGAACUGAGGAUGAGGUUAUAGCAGAAGAUAACCAACUUGAUACCAACCGAGGAAACUUCUUAGCUUUGAGCAUUUUAAAAUAUCGGUAUCCCUUCAUAUUUCAAACAUCACAAUUGAAUAGGUGUAAGCAGAUACUUUCUAAACCCUUGGAAAUACGUAAUUAUACAGCAUCAGAUGAUGAUCUCUGUUUAACACGUCUAAUAACUUACGCCUCCGAUCAGGGUAAGAAGUACCCAAUGUCCAUAGGAGAAGAUUACACUGAUGAAGUACGCCAUCAAAUGGCCGAAUUUUUGUUGCGAAAACAUUUUCGAGAUUUCAAGUCAACGCAUUGCACUCAAUUGCCUACCGAAUAUUUCAACAUUCCAUUUGACAUACCGGUGGAACAAGGAUUUGUAUUUACCUAAACUGAAGGGUUGGCAGAAUGUUUAAAAGAAGCUAUAUCUUUAAUUAUAAGCAUUUUUUAAUUAUAAUGUAAUUAUUUACUAGUAUCUUUACGUCAUAUUAAUUUUUUUGCUAUACUCUGUUAUUCAAAUUAGCGACAGCUACAGUCAAUGCUAUCCAUUUGCUUACUACUGGAUUUUUCUUUGGAAGAUGAGUACUUUAAGGUGGAUUUGUUAGUUUCAAAUAAUAAAAAUUAUAUUAAAAAUGUUU